Xiphophorus couchianus (Monterrey platyfish) is the source of this 1817-nucleotide messenger RNA. RefSeq lists its product as uncharacterized. NCBI's taxonomy places the organism in Eukaryota, Metazoa, Chordata, Actinopteri, Cyprinodontiformes, Poeciliidae. Bases 643 to 1248 code for a protein of 201 amino acids. The transcript has 6 exons. The record is from RefSeq and is a predicted model, not a curated record.
AUAUUAAACAUAACUGUUACUCUCUACAGCCCCAUGCUAAUUCAGGAGAAGACGGUCAGACCCAUACAGGAGAAGACAGUGAGCCUCUAAAAUCGCUCCUAAUGAAAAAAGCACCACAAAUCUUUGAGGAGUAUGAAAACACAGGCUUCCUGUCAGGGAAGUCAAGAAAAUGUAUAGUGAAAAUGUGCGUGGGAGACCUAGUUCAGAGGUGUGGUUAUUAUCCUCUUAGUGGAGACAAGUUAGCCUUAGCGAAGAGCAUCAUUACCAUCUUCCCAUCUCUGAGUAUCCAGGUGGCUGGAGAAGGGGAGGGAUUUGAGCAUUUCUAUGAUCCAGCAUCCCACAGUGGAUUCAUUGAGAUAAAAUUGCGUAACCUUCGGCGGAAUCUACAACAACAUGAAAGACGCUACAGAAAGCGAAAAGUAACCAGUUACCCGGAGGAUGCACAAACAUCCAGUACAACCGAGACCGAAAAUGAUAAUACCAUGAAUGAAUGGGUAACCUUGAUCAAGAGAUUGCGGCCGUCUUCGGAAAACCUUUCAGUAAUAAAGUCUGGGAUGGAAAAAAACAUUCACACAGCGCAGAGCAUGGAUUACAAGGGAAUCGCCCACACUUGCAGAAAUAUUGCGUGAAUAUCCACGAUUUAUGGACAUGCCGAGUCUGCUGGACUCAGAGUUUGGAAGGUUGACAGGUGAAAAGACAGACCUUUUCCUUCGUAGAUGGGAGACCAACAUCAUGCCAAAACUGAGAGUUGUGGCUGCCAUGGAACCUGGACUCAGCACUCUUUUGAGAGGAUUUGAAAACAUGACUGAAGAGGAGGCUUGUUACAGAACACUCGUGGUACUAACACACCUUCUGCCCCCUGUUAGUGGAAGACAAUGUAGCGUCAAGGAUACAAUAACACACCUUCUAGAUUUUGUGCCGACUGGAACAAGAAUAGCUUCCCUCUGCAAUGAUUCUGCUACUUCAUCAACAAACCAUCAGCCCCAGCUCAUCUGCAUCGGUAAUCUGCGGUCGUCAAAGCAGUAUGUCAUCGUUGCAAAAAAUGACAAAGUCACCAUCCCCCUGGACGAUGGACUCACAUGUGCUGUGGACAAGCUUUUUAAGCUGUACUGGGUGUUUAACUUGUGUUAUCCAUCCCAACUCGGACCUGUCUUUACAUUUUUUGAGUACAUCUAUGAUCUUCCAUUCUCCACACAAAGAAAAACAAGGGUGAUUGAAUUGAUUGCACAACUUAAAGCUUGUAAAUGAAAUGUAUUGUUGUCCAAAAUGUAGACAAACUGGUUUCAAAGAGGUGAAAAAUCUCCUAUGGCACCUCCGUGAAAUACACUGCUUAUCAGAUGGACAGAAUAUAAAAAUUAGAUGUGCUCAGGAAAAUUGUCCAAGAACAUAUUAUAACUUGAAUUCAUUUACUAGGCAUCUACACAGAGUACAUUUUAAGAUGGGUACAAAAGAUAUGCCUGUUGUGCAAUCCUUGUUCCCAAGCGAGGGUUCAAACAGUGGAGAACAAACUCAUACUGAUAAUUUGGAUACACCCAAUAUUAUGGUUGCAGCUCCACAAUCAGAAAAUUACAUUGAGCUCAGUAAUUGUGCAGCAUCUUUUGUUUCCCAGAUGUAUUCAUCUUCAAAUGUAACGUGAACUGUGCAAAUGAGCUAAUUACUAGAACUGUAGACAGGUUGCAGCAAUCAACUACAACUUUGUUGAAUAGUUUGCAAGUACCUGGUGACAGUGAUACUUUGAUGAAAGAGUUUGAAGAUGCCAAGCACAUAUUUGAUGAUCUUGACAGACAAUAUAAAAUAAAAAAAUGUUUUGCGAAGUU